CCACUUCGAAACCCUAGAUAACGCCAAAAGCCCUUACUUCAUCCCAAGGCAGGAGGGAAGGAAAUUAGGGUUUUCUCUGCUCUCUCACUGUGGGGCUUACGAUUUCUAGGGUUUAGGUGCAGAGGCCUCCUGCGAAAAUGAAGACGAUCUUGGCUUCUCAGACCAUGGAUGUACCAGAGGGCGUUAAGGUCCAGAUCAAGGCCAAAAUGAUCAAGGUAGAAGGACCUAGAGGUGUUCUAACUAGGAACUUUAAGCACCUGAACCUUGACUUUCAGCUCACUGAGGGUGGGAAGAAGCUCAAGGUUGAUGCCUGGUUCGGAUCCCGCAAAACGAUGGCGGCCAUUAGAACGGCCAUCAGUCAUGUUCAGAACUUGAUAACUGGUGUUACAAAGGGAUAUCGCUACAAGAUGAGGUUUGUCUAUGCUCACUUUCCCAUCAAUGCAAGCAUCACCCAGGGGAACAAGAGCAUUGAGAUCCGAAACUUUCUUGGCGAGAAAAAGGUAAGGAAAGUUGACAUGUUGGAAGGGGUGACUGUUGUUCGCUCUGAGAAGGUCAAGGAUGAAUUGGUAUUAGAUGGCAAUGAUAUUGAGCUUGUUUCACGAUCCUGUGCUUUGAUAAAUCAGAAAUGCCAUGUCAAGAAUAAGGAUAUAAGGAAGUUCUUGGAUGGGAUAUAUGUUAGUGAGAAGGCUACGAUGGCAGAGGAGGAGUGAAGAGUGCUAUUACUUUUACUAUUUUUUUGCUUCAGUUUUGUAGACGGUCGAGAAGGCCAUUAUUUUCCUUGCUUAAUUAUGGGGAACCUUGUUUUGAUAGAGCAUUACAAUUGUAGUAGUUUGGCCAUGUUACCUGCUGGUUUCGACAACAUUGGGUUUGGAUAUGUCUCUUUUGUUUAUGUUUUGAACGAUGGAAAUAUAGUUUCUUGGCUAUGGGGAUAGACUUUUUAUUUUAGGUUUUUUUCCCCCUUUCAUGUCGUCAUUGUUAUGCUUUUGGUAUUGCCUAUAAAUUAUGGGAUUGUAUACAA
Messenger RNA from Amborella trichopoda, 1018 nucleotides. RefSeq names its product large ribosomal subunit protein uL6. NCBI's taxonomy places the organism in Eukaryota, Viridiplantae, Streptophyta, Magnoliopsida, Amborellales, Amborellaceae. Gene Ontology annotation, biological process: cytoplasmic translation. Gene Ontology annotation, cellular component: ribosome; cytosolic large ribosomal subunit. Gene Ontology annotation, molecular function: rRNA binding; structural constituent of ribosome. The record is from RefSeq and is a predicted model, not a curated record.